CUCUUGUUGCCCGACGAAACUCCACUCUAUACAAUGCGUCUCAGUCGGUGUUCAAUGCUGGCUCUGACAGCCGCAACAGCCAGCGCUUUUCGUGAUACCUCUCCGUUCUUCCUUGCAUCAACAUCUGAGAUCCUAUCUACUCCUGCACAACUAAAAUCCGCUACCACCCUGCUUGACGAACUUUCUACGAAACUUGGCGCAUGUCCAUCUGACUACUAUGUCAUCGCCUCUCAACCCGGGGUGCACAGCACCGAUUUCGCUACUGGCAAAUCCGCCCCCCGCCUCGGGGCGAGGAUGACAGGCGAGGACGAGGCGAUUCGAUCCACUAUGAUUGUCAACGAAGUUGUAGGCGUAUUGGAAACGAAACAAGUCCGAGAUAUUCUCGAAACUCAAUGUGGCGCCCAAACAACGGUCAUCGAUACUUCAGCCGGAUCAUAUUCGACCGACUUCGGCAAAGAGCCUCGCGUCGUCGUUGUCACGUUUCCUUCGCCGCCUCUCGGUUCCGAGCGAACACAGCAGCUUUCUGAUCACGACGGGCUCCUUUUUGAUAUUGUCGGCCGACUUCCGUCGAAGAAAUACACCAUCCUCUACCUUACGACGCCCAGGGAGUUUGAAGAAUCUGAAUCACCUGUUUACACGUCCUCGAACGACCCCUACCAAGAAGCGAUGCACAUGGACCUGAAGCGGGACUACUCUGCUCACUCCCGCAGUGACGAUACGAAGAACAGCUCUCUUUUCGAUGAGUACCAGUACUUUACGCCAGGUCUUUUUAUGGCCCUUAUCGCCGCUUUCUUCUUCAUUGCUAUUCUUUAUGUCGGCCUCAGUGCCCUGAUGAGCUUGCAGGUUUCCUACGCAGCCUUUGAGAAGGACACCUCUUCGACGGCUCAGAAGAAGCAACAGUGAUUGCAUUUAUAUAUGGCAGCGUGAGGACCAGCUUUUUUGCGUAUUUGUUCGUUAACUUCGAACGUAUAUCAUAAAUCUACUUGCAAUGGUGCCUUGCUUGUAAUAUGACUAAGAUAGCAUGAUCUAUACGAGC
Molecule: messenger RNA, 1036 nt
Organism: Aspergillus nidulans FGSC A4
Lineage: Eukaryota; Fungi; Ascomycota; Eurotiomycetes; Eurotiales; Aspergillaceae
Product: Ac45/VOA1 transmembrane domain-containing protein
Exons: 5
Coding region: 34-903 (289 amino acids)
Cellular component (GO): endoplasmic reticulum membrane
Source: RefSeq, a predicted model, not a curated record